Messenger RNA from Morone saxatilis (striped sea-bass), 2116 nucleotides. RefSeq names its product cyclic GMP-AMP synthase (gene cgas). Lineage: Eukaryota; Metazoa; Chordata; Actinopteri; Moronidae. Gene Ontology annotation, molecular function: 2',3'-cyclic GMP-AMP synthase activity; chromatin binding; double-stranded DNA binding. The record is from RefSeq and is a predicted model, not a curated record. The transcript has 6 exons. Gene Ontology annotation, cellular component: cytosol; nucleus; site of double-strand break. Gene Ontology annotation, biological process: paracrine signaling; negative regulation of double-strand break repair via homologous recombination; activation of innate immune response. The coding region runs from base 74 to 1903 and encodes 609 amino acids.
UCUCAUAACUUACCGGAAACUUUUUAAGUGUGACUCUGACAGAGCAUUUUUUAAUUCUUCUCAUUGGACCAUCAUGGCUGGUAGAGGGAGACCACGCAAGGCAAAGAGUCCUGACAAUAAGUGUGCCAUGGGUAAAACGAAACAAACAUCUCUGCCUGGAUGUCCAGGAAAAGGCUUUACAGAGGAAAGGCAGAAUGGCACCAUAAAGGAACAGAAACCAAGGGAGCAAAAAAAGUCAAACCACACUGAGGAGAAGCCAUCUGUACAUAAAAUACUGAAAGAAAAGACCACGAAACAAUUCACAGAGGAGCAAAGGACACCUACAGAGUCUUUUGUACAAGGUGAAAAUGCCAAAACCUGUGCUGGCAGGUCUCAAACAACAAAACAGUCUGCAGAGAAGAUAAAGCCGCUGACAGAGACACUAAAGGACACCACAAAGCCCACCAAAGCAAAAACAAAUGGUGGAAAGACCAAAUCACAAGACACAUUUUUAGAGGAGAUGACAAAGAUGAGGCCAGAGACACCAAAGGAGACUCUAAAGGAGACUCUAAAGACCACCAAAGAGAAAACCUGUACCACCAAAGCAAAAACCUGUGAGAAAAAAAAGACCAAAUCACAAGAUGGAUUGUCAGAGGAGAUGACAAAGAUGAAGCCAGAGACACCAAAGGAGACUCUAAAGACCACCAAAGCAAAAAUGCUUGGUGGCAAGGCAAAAUCCCCAGCAGAAUUUACUGAGGAGACAACAAAGAUGCAGCCAAAGACACCAAAGGACACUGCAAAAGCUUUUGUACGAGACAAGUGUGAAGACAAAGCUGCAGUGGACUCUGUCCUCCACAAUACUCUGGAAAAAUUAAAGAUUAGGAAGAAUGACAGAUCAGAUGCAGCAGAAGUCAUCAAUAAAGUAAUAAAAAAUAUCACCAUGCAUUUGAAACAGAACAGUCAAUGCUUUCAAGAAGUAGAAGACCCACUACAUACCGGAAGUUACUAUGAAAAUCUAAAGAUUUCGAAUCCUGAUGAAUUUGAUGUCAUGCUGCCCAUUCCGGUUGACCGAGUAGACAUCAAACCAUUUGGAGCUGAUGGGGCCUUUUACAGUGUGGCAUUAAAACGUGGCAAGAGUCCCCUGCAAAAAUUUCAAGAGACGAUCACUUUAUCUGCCAGUACAAUGCUCGAGGAGUUCAGGAAAGAAGUGAUGACAAGUGUCAAGCAAUUCACAGAAUGGAAGGUGACGAAAAAGAAAAAAGGCUGCCCUGCAGUGACUCUGAUCACAACAGUAAAAUCAAUCAUCAUUUCACUGGAUGUUGUUCUCUGUAUCAUGGUUAAAUCCAGCUGGCCACCUUUGACCAAAGAAGGCCUUAAGAUAGAGGGCUGGCUGGGAACCAAAGUAAAGCAGGAUUACAAGCGAAAGGCAUAUUAUCUUGUCCCCAAAUAUUAUGGCAGCGGUCAAGCAGAAGAAGAUGGGGUCCUUGCUAAGGAUAUUUGGCGGGUUUCAUUCUCCCACAUUGAGAAAGCUAUAAUAAAGAAUCACGGAUCGGAGAAGACAUGCUGUGAAAAAGGCGGAACUCCCUGCUGCAGAAAGGACUGUUUGAAGCUCCUAAAGCACCUUCUCAGUCUGCUGAAGGAAGAGAAUUCUUCAUUUGACAAGUUCUACUCCUACCAUGCCAAAACCAUGCUCUUACAUGCCUGCUGCUCCAGAACUAAAGACACUGAUUGGAAAGCCUCAAGUCUGAGUCACUGUUUUAAGAUGCUCCUGCAGGACUUUGUAGGACAUUUGGAAGAAGGUGUACUCAACAACUUCUUCAUUCCAACUCAGAACCUGCUCUCCGAUCCUGGCCAGAAGAGGUGCAGAAGUCUGGCUCAACGUAUCAGAGAGGAAUUUGACAAGGGCUUUCCUAUUUUCAAGUGAUGACUUCACAACAAACAUCAAGUGUUGGGCUUGUUAUUAUUCUAGUCCCAUAGCGUGAAACAUCCCUGAGAAACUGGGCCACUGAACCCAAAGAAAACAUGAUCAAAAUGGCAUCAAUGUAACAAUUUUAUUCUUGUGUUUACCCAUUUCAUUAUCUAAACCUAUGUUUAUCAUAUUUAUUAUUUCUCAUGAAACUUAUUUGUAUAUACUUUG